GAAAAAAGGAGAAGGGUGUUGGGCCUGGUGGGUUGCAGAUGCUUGCAGGCAGCUGGGCCGCUCUCCUGAGCGGUGUCCGAAGAGCUGCUGGCCGAGUCGCCCUGGGUUCUCAUCAUCCUCUGUGAAGUGUCCAAGCAAGCGGGGUCCAUUAGCCUUAGGCAGGAGCCAUGGGCUGCUGCUUCUCUAAGAGGCGGAAGAGUGAGGAGUCGCGGGCAGAGGGAGAAGAGGAGCAGCCCAAGCUGUACAGCUGGGACCAGCGGGAGAAGGUUGACCCAAAAGAUUACAUGUUCAGCGGACUGAAGGAUGAAACAGUAGGUUGCUUACCUGGAAAAGUAGCAGGGCAACAAUUUGUCAUUCAAGACUGUGAGAACUGUAACAUUUAUAUUUUUGAUCACUCAGCUACUAUUACCAUUGAUGACUGCACUAACUGUGUAAUAUUUUUGGGACCAGUGAAAGGCAGCGUGUUUUUCCGAAAUUGUAGAGAUUGCAAGUGCAUGUUGGCUUGCCAACAAUUUCGUGUGAGGGACUGUAGAAAGUUGGAAGUCUUUCUGUGCUGUGCCACUCAACCCAUUAUUGAAUCUUCUACAAACAUUAAGGUUGGCUGUUUUCAGUGGUACUACCCUGAAUUAGCAGCCCAAUUCAAAGAUGCAGGGCUUAGUAUCUUCAAUAACAUAUGGAGUCAUGUUCAUGAUUUUACACCUGUGUCAGGAGAGCUCAACUGGAGCAUUCUUCCAGAAAAUGCCAUGGUUCAAGACUAUGUUCCUAUUCCAUCUACGGAAGAAUUCAAAGCUGUACGAAUUUCCACAGAAGCCAAUAGAAGCAUUGUUCCCAUAUCCUGGGGCCAAAGACAGAAGAACAGUGAUGAGUCAUGUCUUGUGGUGUUAUUUGCUGAUGAUUAUACAACUGCAAAUGCAAGGAAACUAAUUGAUGAGAUGGUUGCUAAAGGCUUUUUCCUAGUGCAGACAAAGGAAAUGUCAAUGAAACCUGAAGAUGCUCAAAGGGUUUUCAGGGAAAAGGCAUCUGACUUUGUACUUCUUCUGAACAAAGGUCCCGUGAUUGCCUUGGAAUUUAAUGGAGAUGGUGCUGUAGAAGGAUGUCACCUUAUUAUAAAUGAGAUGUUCAACGGGACAAAGGUGUUUGUAUCAGAAAAGAAGGAGACAGCAUCUAGAGAUGUUGACAGCUUCUAUAACUUUGCUGAGAUACAGAUGGGGAUAUGAAGCGGAUCGUACUAUUAAGCUCUUUCCAACCUUUAUAUAGAGUUUGAUAAUACAUAUAUUAGUCAUUUGGCAGUUAGUAAUUUCAUGUAAGCCAAAAUUAUUAAAGGCUAUUUUUAAAAUAACUCUUUGAAUACCAUAUCAUUUACUUAAGGAUCUGAAAUAAUUCAUUUAUAUUAAGUAGUUUUAAUCAUUUUAUAAACUAUUUAACUUCCUACAAUAAACUUGCAGUUUUAUUAUUUAUCUUCAUCUAAUACUAUUAUUUAGAAAAUAGAAGUGGAUACCAGUUCUAUAUGAUUUUAAUACUAGUUAAAAGUUCUUUCAAAGCCAGGCAUGGUGGUGCAUGCCUUUAAUCCCAGCACUCGGGAAGGUACAGGCAAGCUGAUCCCUGUGAGUUCAAGGCCAGCCUGGUCUACAAAGCAAGUCUAGGGCAGCCAGGGCUACACAGAAACUUUAUCUUCAAAACAAAACAAAGCAAAACAAAACAAAACAAAAGUUCUUUCAAAUCUCUGGUAAUUUAAACUUUCUAUAUUUCCUUAGUGCUCUAUGAUAUUCAUUUAAGAGUACAUUUUGUAACUUAUUUUUUCUUUUAAUUUAGAGGAACUUUUUACUAGGUGAUAAUUAAUAAACCUAUGCACUUUUUUCAGAAAUACAUAUCCAGUUAAAUAAUCAUUUCCUUCUUGCAUUAUAUGACUAAUGAGAUUUUGUACAUUGAGUUACAUACUAUUUUGUAAAUUGAAUUUUUUAAAGAAAUGGGUAUGUGAAAGCUGACUGUGGUGGUGCUAUCUGUAGUACCAGGCUACUUGGGAUGCUGAAGUGGAAGAAUCACUUGAGCUCAGGAGUUCAAGGCCAGCCUUGGCAAAAUAAUUAGACUCUAUUUCAAA
Psammomys obesus (fat sand rat) is the source of this 2098-nucleotide messenger RNA. RefSeq names its product RP2 activator of ARL3 GTPase (gene Rp2). Gene Ontology annotation, cellular component: periciliary membrane compartment; cilium. Gene Ontology annotation, biological process: post-Golgi vesicle-mediated transport. Gene Ontology annotation, molecular function: GTPase activator activity. The record is from RefSeq and is a predicted model, not a curated record. The coding region runs from base 168 to 1217 and encodes 349 amino acids. The transcript has 5 exons. NCBI's taxonomy places the organism in Eukaryota, Metazoa, Chordata, Mammalia, Rodentia, Muridae.